GAUAAAUAUUGGUUCCGCGCACCGCGCCAAGCAUUUCAUUGGCUGUGACGUCAUACGUCAAGGCGAUUGACAGAAAAUAUGAACCAAUCAGCGAGCUUGGCCCAGCUUUCGGUUGCAACACCAGAAACACAGGCCUCGAAAAUAUAAACUCCUGACAGCGUGCAGUAGAGCACGUCGUCCUGUGCUAUCGCACGGCUUGUUCUUGUUGACUUUUUUCUUUAUUGUACCAGACCUGUCGACGUACUUAGAAACGUAACUCAUGACGUGUGCGAGGCACCGUUUAACCGGUUGUUGGUGACCACUAAAUGUGCGUUGACGUAGUGGUUUGUAGAACUCCGCAUGAUCAUGCCCGUCGUCAAAUUGAAAUGAUAAUAAUAAUCGCUACGGCGGGGUUACGGGUCGGGCCGAGAAGAGGCUCAUGAUGAUGAUCCACCUGCUCCUGGAUGCUCCUUCUGGAAGUAUCUCAUCCCAAAUCGUGUUGCUGUGACCAGUUUUCCCCAACAUGAGGCUUCUGAUGUGCCUUCUGAGGAGCUGCAGCUCCAUCGGGAAGUAUGUGGACUUCUACUCGAGGUUCUCGCCGUCCCCGCUCUCCAUCAAGCAGUUCUUGGACUUCGGGUCCGAAAACGCCUGCGAGAGGACGUCCUUCCUGUUCCUGAGGCAGGAGCUGCCCGUGAGGCUCGCCAACAUCAUGAAGGAGAUCAACCUGCUGCCCGACAACCUGCUGAAGACGCCUUCCGUGCGCCUGGUCCAGAGCUGGUACGUCCAGAGUCUUCAGGAAAUCCUCGAGUUUCUGAAUAAAGACGCCGAUGGCAAGAUCAUCUAUGAUUUCACGGAUACGGUGAUCCGGAUCCGAAACAGGCACAACGAUGUCAUCCCCACCAUGGCCCAGGGGGUGGUCGAGUACAAGGAGACCUACGGCACUGACCCCGUCACCAGCCAGAACCUGCAGUACUUCUUGGACCGUUUCUACAUGAGCCGCAUCUCCAUCCGGAUGCUGCUCAACCAGCACACAUUGCUCUUUGGUGGGAAGGUUCGAGUGAAUCCUGCGCACCCCAAACAGAUUGGCAGUAUUGACCCGCACUGUGACGUCACUGAAGUGGUGAACGAUGCGUAUCACAAUGCUAGAAAACUAUGUGACGUUUACUACAAAAACUCACCAGAGCUUCAGCUGGAAGAAUUCAGUGUGAAAGAAAGAGGCAAGGCUAUAACCGUGGUGUAUGUUCCCUCUCACCUUUACCAUAUGCUGUUUGAACUUUUUAAGAAUGCAAUGAGAGCCACAAUGGAACUUCACCUGGAUGCUGUUGAACCCCCUCCUGUCCAUGUUCAGAUAGUGCUGGGGAACGAGGAUCUGACCAUCAAGGUGAGCGAUCGUGGAGGCGGGGUUCCCUUGAGGAAGAUCGACAGGCUGUUCACCUACACCUAUUCCACUGCUCCCCUGCCACGGGUGGAGACCUCACGCGCCACCCCCCUGGCGGGCUUCGGGUACGGUCUGCCCAUCUCGCGGCUGUACGCCAGAUACUUUCAGGGGGACCUCAAGCUGUAUUCUUUGGAAGGCUAUGGCACAGAUGCGGUGAUAUACAUCCGGGCUUUGUCUACAGAGUCCAUAGAAAGGCUUCCUGUCUACAACAAGUCCGCCUGGAGACACUAUAAGACUAUCCACGAGGCCGACGACUGGUGUGUACCUAGCAAAGAGCCCAAGGACCUGAGCACAUUUCGCAGCGUCUAGCUGGAAAGCUCCUUUUCAGGGCACAGGGACGAUAAAAACUAACGUUGUUCCGUAUUUGUUUUUCAUAAAAUAUGAGGGUAAGGAAAAACUUAAUAUACAGCGUCAGUAGUACUUUAAGUGAACAAAUGUUGUAUUCAGCUUUAUAUACUGAGUACUAUUGAUCUUUUCAUAAGCUUGGACAGUCAUUCAUAGUGCUAGUGCCAUAUACAGUAUGUGCUGGAGUUGCUGACUUAUGGUGUUUUUAUGUGUGGAUUUUUUUAUUUUUAAUAACUAGGAUUAACUCUUAUAAAACAUGUUACAUUAGGGUAGAUUACUAAAAGAAAUUUCCUUACUGGACUCAAAGGUCAGCUUGGAGCUUCUGUAGUGCUUAUAGUUUCCUUCUUCUGCAGGUUAGAAAAACCUUUUGUUUAGGUGAAUGAGGAUUAUUUGGUCUAUUUGUUUUGCAGUAUUAUGUUUGUGAAAAUUGAGCCAAGAAUGUGAAUGGUGGUCCCUUCAAUAUUAGCAUCUCUCCCCUGACAUUUUGAAAACUGAAACUGAAUUUAUACAAAGAUUUCACUAAAA
Messenger RNA from Scleropages formosus (Asian bonytongue), 2287 nucleotides. It is a transcript of the gene pdk1, whose product is annotated as pyruvate dehydrogenase kinase, isozyme 1. Gene Ontology annotation, biological process: regulation of glucose metabolic process; protein phosphorylation. The record is from RefSeq and is a predicted model, not a curated record. The transcript has 11 exons. Lineage: Eukaryota; Metazoa; Chordata; Actinopteri; Osteoglossiformes; Osteoglossidae. Gene Ontology annotation, molecular function: pyruvate dehydrogenase (acetyl-transferring) kinase activity. Gene Ontology annotation, cellular component: mitochondrion. Bases 503 to 1726 code for a protein of 407 amino acids.